This is a messenger RNA of Periconia digitata, 438 nucleotides long. The record is from the annotation of a GenBank genome assembly. Lineage: Eukaryota; Fungi; Ascomycota; Dothideomycetes; Pleosporales; Periconiaceae.
CAUUUCAUUCAUUCUUCAAUACACCUCUUUCUUACAUUCACUCUUUUGAGACUUUUUUAUUCUCACAACAUUCUCCAAACUUCACCGAGAUCCAAACUUUCCCAUCAGCCAUCAUGCAGCCUACUCAGAUCCUCUCCAUUCUUGCCUUUGCGCCAUUCUUGGCCCUCGCCAACCCAGUUCAAAUCGACAGGAGCCACGAGCUUGUCCGCCGCGGCGGUAUCGACUUCUGCGGCUCCGUUCGACAGGCUCUCAACGGUGCCUGCACUGAGGAUAGCGGUGAUCUCGGAGCACAUGCCUGCGAUAAGGACAAUGACCGCCGUGUUUUGGUAUGCAAUGCUGUGGGGAACGGGAGGAAGUGGCAGGUCGAGCGCACUUGCUCGGAGAAAUGCAGGUGCGACAAGGGCACACCACUCAGGGGCAACCUUGUAUGCAAAUAGA